Frankliniella occidentalis (western flower thrips) is the source of this 3318-nucleotide messenger RNA. RefSeq lists its product as uncharacterized. The transcript has 10 exons. Gene Ontology annotation, cellular component: cytosol; ribonucleoprotein complex. The record is from RefSeq and is a predicted model, not a curated record. Bases 291 to 2393 code for a protein of 700 amino acids. Gene Ontology annotation, molecular function: mRNA binding. NCBI's taxonomy places the organism in Eukaryota, Metazoa, Arthropoda, Insecta, Thysanoptera, Thripidae.
GAAGGCGGCCGGCGGUCGCUGGCCGGGCCCGUCGGACGCCGCCGUCGAGCCGGUUCGGCUGCGGGCUCGUACUCGCUCGUUUCUCGUCCACACGCACACCAAGGCACAGAGUGUGUUGUGCCUCUGCCGCACAGCUGUACGGACCGGCUUUGCUGUUGCUGGGCUGGGCGGCGUGAGGAGGAUUUCUGUCCUGUGACCAACACCUGGGCACUUCAGAGUGUUUGAGGCGCCCAAGCAGUCGCUGCCUAGCUUUGGAUUUUACCUAAUUUGACCGUCGUUUAUAAAGAGACAUGGCGGCGAAAAGCUCGGCCCUCGCGGACUUCGUCCAGUGCCCGCUGUGCUUCGAGCAGUUCGACAUGCAGGACCGCUUGCCUAAGCUCAUGAACUGCGGCCACACGUACUGCCUCGACUGCCUCACCAGGCACGUCAAGAUGUCGGGCGGUGCCAAGACCUGCCCCAAGUGCAGACAGGUCUUUUCCGAAGCGCCGUUCUUUCUGAAGAACAACUUUCACAUUUGCGAGACGCUGAGUGACUUGGAGGCGAGGGCGAGAGCGCCGGGCGCCUGUUCACCAUCAGCUCCAGAGAUGCCCGCCGUGUCAUUGAGGUUCUUCUGCACCCGCUGCAACCGGGAUGCGAACGACUCGUGCCUGAUGAAAAUGCACCCCGUGUGCGACAAGACGGGCUUGGUGCUGAAGCGAGCCACCGAGGCCAAGGAGCAGGCCAAGCGCCAGUUCCAGCGGGAGGACGGCGUCCUCAAGGACCUGGCCGAGAGCCUGGAGGCCUUCGCGGUGGCCAUCAACGGCAAGGGUGGCCUCGGGCCGCGGGCCCAGCGCGAGAUGGGCGAGGUGAAGAAGCAGCGAGAGGUCCUGGACAAGACGUCCAAGCUCGUCAUGGAGGUGCCCCUGACGGCGUUCCAGGACAACGGGGACGUCCCGCGCGCACUCGACAGAUUCCUGCAGGCGAACAGCGAGCGCCUGUUCGCGCUGCAGGAGCAGAAGAGCAUGCUGGACAUGGCCAAGAAGUGCACGGUGACGGUGCGAGCGGACGACACGGGGCUGGCCACGGGCACGAGCAAGACCCUGGCGAUCGGGCCGGGAAGUCCCGCCGAGGACCGAGUCCUCUCCUACCUCAUCUACCUCCUGCUCCACGGCCAGGACGCUGCCGGCAGCUCGUCUGCGGUCCCGUCCCUGGACACGCUCAUCGCUGACGUGAAGAAGUGCAUCAUCGACGGGGACGUGCCGGACAAUGACGAGGACGACAGUGACAGCGACGGGAGUGACUGCUCGGAUACCUCUUCUGUUGUGUCUGAAGCGGCGAGCAUUGUGCCAGACAAUUGUAAAAAUGCUAAGAAGGUGUUUGUGGGAAGAAUACCAAAAGAUGCUAAACCAGAACAAAUCAAGGAUCGCUUUUCAACAUUUGGGAAGAUUUUGUAUGUUCGUUUCUUGACAAGUCCCAUAAAGGCAGAGGCUACUGGGAAUCAUUGUGCCUUAUUAUAUGUGUCUGAUGACAAAACUGUGCAGAACAUUUUGAGGAGCAGGCCAAUUACCCUCAGACAUCUCCUGAAUACAUUAUCUGGACAAAAGACUUAUGCAAACGUCCUGCUGAAUGUUCAAGAAGAUAGAACAGGACAACACAAAGGUAGUGGAGAAGCUAAGCAGCAGCGAAGACAAAAAAGGCUUGCUAAGAAGAAAGGUGGACCGUCGUCAGCACCUCAAAAAGGCUCUCAAUCUAAUCAGGACAAUGAGGCUGCUAGGAGAGUCUUUGCAAAUCAAGUACCACUAGACAGUGCUGAAGCCGAUCUUGCAAAUUUCUUCUCGAAGUAUGGUCCAGUUGCUUCUGUUACUAAAAGGCGACAUGGGGUUGGACAAAAAUGCAUGGCAUUUAUCACAUUCAGAGAUGAUAAAUCAGUUGCUCGAGUUCUUGGAGCACGGCCAAUCAUGUACAAUGGAUUUGACCUGCAAGUACGAGAAUAUGACAACAAGACUCCCCGCCGUGCCGCUCAGCAGCAGCAGCAGCAGCAGUCAACCUCUCCGAUGUUUACUCCUCCUACCUCUAAUCCCCAAAUGCAACUUCAAGCAAUAACUGCUGCGACUGCUGCUAACGCUGCAGCAUUGUCUGCCUUAUGUGUCUCUAAUAUUGAUCAGCACAACAAAAACUACGCUCAGCAACAGCCUAACCAGCAACAACAGCAGGGACCUAAUAAACGGCAGCCGCCUCAACCGAAUAAGCAACCGCAACAGCAGCAGAAGCCAAAGCAGAAGCAACAACCGCAGCAGCCGCAACAGCAACCGCAGCAGCAGCUACAGCAAUUGCAGCCACAGCAGCUAAAUCAAUCGCAGCCACAGCAGCGUCAGCAAAAGCCCAAAGGCAAGGAGGACUGCUGUGUUAUGUAAAUCAAAGCAUUGAUUUUUUAAUGUGAUUUUUUCAUUAUAUUGUGUGAUAUGGCUUCUAGUGGUAUCGUUUUUAAAGAAUCAUGAUUAAUUUAGUAUUUGAAACCGUUUAUUUGGUUCUCAAAUGUGAGGUAUAGCCAGAAAAAAUAAUAAUCAUGUGCGGUCAGUUCAAGAUAAGAUUAUAUAGAAUUUUCAAGUUCUGUAAAUCCAAAGCAUGUGAACAUAACUGCUAAAGCUGCUGAUAUACAUUGUUCUCUUAUAACUUGCCUUGGACACAGGUCAUUUACCAUUUUUUCUUGUAACAGAAAUGAACCAAAGUUAUUUCAUUACUAGAAUAUCUGCCUGGUUUUGGAUGUAAGUGACCAUGAAUUUCUACAGCCCCAAAAUAGUGCUGAGGGAGAGAUCCCUACAGCAAAUGGUCUGCUAUUUAACAACAUGACUGAUACUGUGAUGUAUGUUAUAUUUGCAAAUAUGGACCUUUUGAGGGUUGUGAGUUUACCUGAGAAAAAACGGUGCAAUGAAUGUCCACUUAUUAUGUGGGUUUCUUUGACUUUCUUCUUUAUUGAAACUUAUAUCUGUUCCUAUGGCAAUAAGCGGAUAUAUGUGGAACCUGAAUCUAUUAAAAUUUGAAAUUUAAUAGUCAAGAUUUGGUCCACCUUUUGCCGGAAUAGAAAGAAUGGGUGAGAAAGCAAUUUUGUUCCCUUUUGGGAAUCUUUUUUGCACAAUUAUUACUAUAACUCAAGAAGAAAGUCUUUUGUAUAUUUCUUGCACCUCAAUUCAUAUUGUUGAUUGGAUUAUGUACAAGUUGAUCCACUGCAUUUGAAUUUAUUUGAUUUCUUUGGUGGUUCUAGUGUUUUUAAGGCUGUAAGUUUAGAAAUUAUGUAUGUCCUGAUUUCGUCAACAAGAAUAAAAUCAUGUUCAAAGUUUA